Myxocyprinus asiaticus (Chinese sucker) is the source of this 4550-nucleotide messenger RNA. Its product is annotated as serine/threonine-protein kinase 35-like. The record is from RefSeq and is a predicted model, not a curated record. Bases 169 to 1404 code for a protein of 411 amino acids. Gene Ontology annotation, molecular function: ATP binding; protein serine/threonine kinase activity. Gene Ontology annotation, biological process: autophagy; positive regulation of autophagy; protein autophosphorylation. NCBI's taxonomy places the organism in Eukaryota, Metazoa, Chordata, Actinopteri, Cypriniformes, Catostomidae. Gene Ontology annotation, cellular component: cytoplasm; autophagosome. The transcript has 3 exons.
CAGACUUUGAUGGCGGUGAAGUGAUUUAAAAACAAAAAAACAAACAAGCCGUCGAGUCUCCCCAUCAAAACGACAACUGACAGCCCGCAGUUCCCUAAAUAGGGACGCUAUGAAAAUUAGGAGUAUUACCUCGAAGCAUAUGUUGUUCACACAGGGGGUGAAAAACUCAUGGAACUGCGCAAAGCGACACAGGGGAGAAUAACAAGCCUCCAGCGGGGCUGCAAGAGAGCCAAACCGCCCAACGCGAAUCUGAGGCUGGAUGUCAGUAAAGUUCUGCGCCCGCUGCCUGUGGAGAACAACGAUGAUGAAGAUGAGCCCAUGGAGGAAGAACAAUGUUUCUCCACGGGCUUCCUCAGCAACGCCAACCUCUUACCUGCGACGCUCUUCAAGGCGCCCCGGUACAGUUUGAUACGGGAGGUGGGUCGCGGGAGCUACGGCGUGGUGUACGAGGCCAUCGCCCGGAGGUCAGGCGCACGGGUGGCCGUGAAGAAGCUCCGCUGCGACGCGCCCGAGAAAGUGGAACUGGCGCUGGCGGAGUUCUGGGCCCUGGCGAGCCUGGAGAAGAAACACGAAAAUGUGGUGCAACUCGAGGAGUGUGUGCUGCAAAGAAACGGAAUGGCGCAGAAAAUGAGCCACGGGAACAAGCGAUCCAAACAGUAUUUGAGAUUAGUGGAAACUUCUUUGAAAGGUGAGCGUAUCUUGGGUUACCCAGAGGAACCGUGUUAUCUUUGGUUUGUAAUGGAGUUCUGUGAUGGUGGAGACCUUAACCAGUACAUCCUCUCCCGGCGACCUGACCCGCGGACCAACCGGAGUUUCAUGAAGCAGUUGACCAGCGCUGUAGCCUUUCUACAUAAGAACAACAUCGUCCACAGGGACCUAAAACCAGACAACAUUCUCAUCUCACAGAAAUCAGGGAGCCCCGUAAUCAAGGUCGCUGACUUUGGCCUCAGCAAGGUGUGCGCGGGACUGAGCUGCAUGGAGAAUGAAGGCGACGACCAGGUAAACAAGAUUGUGAACAUUAACAAAUUCUGGCUUUCGUCAGCAUGCGGCUCUGACUUCUACAUGGCUCCUGAGGUUUGGGAGGGCCACUACACUGCCAAGGCAGACAUUUUUGCACUCGGGAUCAUAAUCUGGGCCAUGAUCGAAAGGAUCACAUUUAUAGACGCUGAAUCCAAGCGAGAACUCCUCGGCACAUACAUUCGUCAGGGAAGCGAGAUUGUCCCAGUUGGCGAAGCCUUGUUGGAGAAUCCGAAGAUGGUUCUGCACAUCCCGCAGAAGACCCGUAGCAUCAUGUCAGAGGGCGUAAAGCGACUUCUGCAAGACAUGUUAGCAGUAAACCCACAGGACCGGCCCGACGCAUUUCAGUUGGAAGUUAGAAUGGACCAAGUGACAUGUGCGGCGUAAGCCAACCCGAUAGGCCAAAACAGGCAAGCAACUUUUUCAGGUUUGCAGAGUUUUUAUACAUGGAAUUAUACGCCAUUGGAAAAUAAAAAGGGGACCGCAGAUCUUGAAACUGUGAAUUUGUAUUUUCGUGAUUUGUUUCCAAAUAGCAGAGUUGAAACGAAAAGACUCAGUAUCUGUAUUACAAACCCAUCACAUGGAAAAGCUAUGCAGACAUAUUUAUAAACAGGCUAUUUUUCUACUUUGGGAUCCAAUUCAUUUGAUUACCAAAUCCACCAAAGUAACUCCACACACACAUGGGCGUAAUACACAAUGUAAAACCUCAUUUCAUGCUCAAGUCUUACCAACAAUUACUUUGUCCCUCUUGUUCUCUGGUGUGACCGCGUGCAGUUGUUUCGGAGCAGAUCUAAAAAGACACGUUGCACUAUGUACUCAAACAUAUCCCGUCUGCACCUCAGUGAAAACUACCUUCUCACCCUUUUCUCUCAAAAGGGUUUACCAGACAGUAUACGUGUAAAUAGCUAGAUGUACAGUAGAUAGUGCCGUUUUAGGAGAUACCGGAUGUUCUGGAAUGUUCUACAAUGCUUUAAAAUGUUCCAGAGAAGGAGAUUAUUAUAAAACUCACCACAAUGAAGACAUACUGUGAACUAUAUAAUGUGAAUAUUUGGGUACUUAGUGACCCUGAUGUGUCUCAUAUACAUAGGUGUUUCUGACCCAAGCAACAGCACCCUCUUUCAAAAAAACAAUCACCUUUUGUGCCUUAUUUUGUUUUUUAAAAGAAAGUGGAAACAGUUGGACUGUUUUCAUUGUUUUAAUUUUAUUAUUAAUAAUUUAGUUUUAUCUAAAAUAUCACCAUAUUUUAUUUUCAUGGUUAUGUUGUGUGAGUUCUUUAAACAAAGCAAUUGCAAAGACAUAUGCAAGAGUUAUUAAAGUUUAAUUUGUUUUGCAUUAGUUAGACAAAAAAAUUAAUUAACCGACAGUAGCUGCUGUUCAGGUGCACUUUUGUCAAAUGUAAAUAAACAAAGUUGUUUUAUUCUUUUCAAACGUUCAAACGGUCAUUUUUCAGACACGCAAGUUAAGAUAGAGAUCAGGUAUUAACAAUAUUUUGACUAUUUUCUGUGCUAAGUUAGUUUAACGAGAGUUAUUUUCUACGUUGACUCGACAGUUGACGUUGUAAAUAAUUAUUUGGUAAGGGAUAAAAUAACUUUGGUGGCUGUUAAGCUAUUUUAAACUAUUGUGAUCAGUUGGUUUUCAUCUAUCUGAAGAACUUUACAUUGUCCUUUUCACUCAAAACAUCAAAUAAGGCCUCAAAAUAGAUGUGACAUUCACAUUGUACUUUGUCUCACAGUCUGGAAAUUGGAAGUCUUUGAAUUCUGGAAUGUUUUGUGUUCUGUUGGAAUGUCACACGGUUGACGUGGAAUGAUGUGGUCACUUCAGCAGUUGCAUUUUUCAUCUCAUGUUUGCUUUUAUGACAAUAUCAUUUAGGUUUAAGGUUUAGGUUAGGGAGGUUGUGCGCAUUAAAAACCUCAUCUGUUUGGGAGAAAAUGUAACUCUCUUUUAGCGCCACAGAGUGGACAUUUCACCUCGAAACUGCCGCGAUACGUGUAUCGAACCACGUAAAACCAUUUCGAAAAAAUGACACCACAUUCACGUAAUGUUCAUGAGUUCAGGCUGAAAAUGCCAGUGAAAGCUAGUUUUCCAUCUGUUAUUUAGAAAUUACUUGUAUUCAGUGUUCUGGUUUACAUAUUCAGUGUUUCUACCUCACUUUUACAACACACAUGAUGUCACUUUUCCUUGCUAACGUGUUUCGCAUUUAGUUUAGUCUUUACAGAAAUUGCAGUUUGCAUAUUUCCAGUGGCAAUUACGUUACUAUUAGACAGACUUUGCAUUUCAGUUUUUGUAAAAAAAAAAAAAAAGAUUAAGUACAAGAACUUUAGAACUUACAAAGUUCAGCUUUAUCUUAAUUUGUUACAGUAAAACAGAAAUGUCUAAGAAUUUAUCGCACAUUCAGUGGUCUCGGUUCAAAAUGUCCCUGAAAUGCCUCCUUUCAAAGUGUUUCCAAUACGUAUUACUGGUUUCUUAUCUCUUAGGGAACCGCUAGCAGUUCUUUUAAAGACACAAUCUACAGUGCUGAGAAUAGUGAUAGUUGGACAGGAGGUUAAAAGUGCUGUAAGCAAUUAUUUCAUGGAAAGAUGUGCAAAAAAUGAAAGAUAUUAAUGAAAUAAGUGUUGUGAGAUAUCUCACCGGUCUCUUGAAACUUUGUAAAUGGCAAACAAAAAUGUGUCCACGGACAUUGACGCAAUCAUUUUGCUCUUCCAUAGUGUUGUAGUUGAUGCGAAUUAUUAAUGCUUAUUGCCAUUUUUAAGCCAUGUUGUUUUUAACAGUUGUCCGUUGAGGGCGCUAUUUUUGCUGCUGUUGUUUUAAAUAACCGUUUCUGCGCAAUGUCUUUCUCAGUAAAGCUCAUUUGGUAUCUUUGGAGUGCCGGGUUUUGGAAAGAGGGUGCGUGGCUAAUUCAACGGCUCAGUGAAAGUAGAACGGCUAAAAUCACUUACAGCACCUUUAACGGUGUGGCUAAAAACAUUAUUUCUUUUUUGAAAGCACAAGAGAAUUAUAAUAGAGCAUGUUUAAUUUUUAAAGUUAUUUCUUUUCACUCAUCUUUCACAAGAAUUGUGGAUUGUUCAUGUAGUGUUUCUCACAUUGAAAAUACCAAAAAACCUCAGACUCACAGUAAUGAUGUUUUUCUUGUCCCUCAGACAUUUUCUCUUCUACUGGUCCACUAUAAAAUGUUUGCAGGGUCAAACAAAUACAAUGACCAUUUAACAGACCUUUUUUUUUGUAAUAAUAGCUCUGUUGUAAUACUAGCCUACAAAGAGAUACGCACAUUCAGCAAUCACUACAAAUACGGAAAGUAAACCGUUAUCUUUCUACUGAACAGUUUUUCUAUCCUUUGGUGAUUUGGUAUAAAACAGAGUCUUGUUUCACAGAUUAUUCUGAGUAUGGAUAUUUUAUAGGGUGCAAAUAUGUCUUACUGUCGACAUUGAACUGGGUUUGAUUAUGAUUUUAUGAGCCAUUUGAUGUUUUUGCAAAGCAAUCGUUCUUAAAUGUAUGUAGCCUCUUGUUUUCAUGAAAUAAAUGAAUAAAAACAAAAA